Molecule: messenger RNA, 1178 nt
Organism: Diospyros lotus (date-plum)
Lineage: Eukaryota; Viridiplantae; Streptophyta; Magnoliopsida; Ericales; Ebenaceae
Product: nitrogen regulatory protein P-II homolog
Exons: 9
Coding region: 163-810 (215 amino acids)
Biological process (GO): regulation of nitrogen utilization
Cellular component (GO): chloroplast thylakoid; cytosol
Molecular function (GO): ATP binding; enzyme regulator activity
Source: RefSeq, a predicted model, not a curated record
UAAUAUUCAUUAAUUAAAUUAGGUAACCCCUGUCAAAUCAAAUUACGCAGCAUCCAUCCAAGUGGAGGAGGGGAGAACCAUUGCUCCUCCGACUCCCUUACCGAUUGAUUACCAUUGCUCUGCUCAAAGCGUCCGGCAUCAGAGCUUUGUUGUGAAGUUCUAAUGGCUUAUUCUUCCAUGGUGAAAGCGGGAGGGUUCCUCGGUCGCCUCUCCUCUGAUGAGUUCAAAGAAUUGCGCCUCUUCGGCUCCACUUCCAUGGCUACUCCCAAGUUGAGACACGCUCAUCUCUCCCUUCCCAGCCUCAUCUCACUCAAAACCUCAAAAAACGCGUCCCUCCUAAAUCCAGUUAGAGCUUGCCACAGCUCUACAGAUUAUAUCCCGGAUGCCGAAUUUUACAAAGUGGAGGCGAUUUUGAGACCGUGGAGAAUCCCGCAGGUUUCAUCGGCCCUGCUGCAAAUGGGUAUCCGUGGUGUUACUGUGUCAGAUGUUCGAGGAUUUGGUGCCCAAGGUGGUCUGACAGAGCGAUAUGCAGGCUCUGAAUUUUCUGAAGACAAGUUUUUAGCUAAAGUUAAGGUGGAGAUUGUGGUGAGCAAGGACCAGGUUGAAGCUGUAAUAGAUAAGAUCAUUGAAGAGGCACGAACAGGAGAGAUUGGGGAUGGCAAAAUUUUUCGAUGCAUAGCCAUGAAAUACGGUUCUAUGGAAAUUUAUAAAAGCUUUAAACUAAAAGAACAAAAAGCUGGAAGGAACAGAUUGCCUAUAAUGAACAAAAUUAAUACCAGUCACAGAUGUAAUAAGAGUCCGGACUGGUGAGCGGGGAGAAAAAGCUGAGAGGAUGAUGGGAGGACGAGCAGAUAUGUCAUCUGUGGUGCAAAACUAGCGUCCGACCAACUCAAUUCAAGCGCUGGGACUCCUUUUGUUUGAUGAUGGACAAGUCACAAACAAAACCCUGUUUCUACAUGUUAUAUGCAGCAGUAGUGCCUCUAUAUAGAUAAAUGAACAUGUAAUGUUUGGCCUCUUCUUGCAGCCUAGGCUGCAAGAAGAGGGAGAAAGUGUUUGAAUUAUGAAGGGCAACAACGUUCUGAAAUGAGUGAGGCAGCAGCUACCAAUAAAUUUGUGAUGUCGGCUGAGUUGACAUUGCUCCUCCGAUUUCUUGUUGAAGAUAGUCGGAUUUCUGUUCU